This is a messenger RNA of Cynara cardunculus var. scolymus (artichoke), 2586 nucleotides long. RefSeq names its product subtilisin-like protease SBT2.5. Gene Ontology annotation, biological process: proteolysis. The record is from RefSeq and is a predicted model, not a curated record. Gene Ontology annotation, molecular function: serine-type endopeptidase activity. The transcript has 9 exons. NCBI's taxonomy places the organism in Eukaryota, Viridiplantae, Streptophyta, Magnoliopsida, Asterales, Asteraceae. Bases 1 to 2454 code for a protein of 817 amino acids.
AUGAGGACGGUUGAGCGUAUGUUUACGUCUAUAAUUCUCUUCCUUCUUUUGGUUAUUGGAAAAGCAGAGAUUUAUAUUGUAAUGGUAGAAGGAGAGCCGAUUACGAGUUACAGAGGUGGUGUGAGUGGUUUUGAAGCCACUGCUGUCGAAUCUCAUGAGAAGCUUGAUGUCACCAGUGAUUUGGUUACAUCAUACUCUCGUCACCUUGAACUCAAGCAUGAUACUCUUCUUGAAACGUUAUUCGAUCAAGGAACUUACAAGAAACUCUACAGUUACAAGCAUCUUAUCAAUGGUUUUGCCGUUCACAUUUCUCCUGAACAGGCAGAUACGCUUAGGCGGGCCCCUGGCGUGAAAUCAGUGGAUAAAGAUUGGAAAGUGAGGAAACUUACCACACACACGCCGCAGUUUCUCGGGCUUCCAACCGGAGUUUGGCCAACGGGGGGUGGAUUUGAUAGAGCCGGUGAAGACAUUGUGAUAGGAUUUGUUGAUUCGGGUAUUUUUCCACAUCAUCCAAGCUUUGCGAAUCACAAUAGCGAACCAUAUGGGCCUCUUCCAAAGUAUAGAGGGAAAUGUGAAGUUGAUUCUGAUACAAAGAGGAGUUUUUGCAACGGAAAGAUUGUUGGAGCACAACAUUUUGCAGAAGCUGCAAUUGCAGCCGGUGCUUUUAAUCCUUCUGUUGAUUUUGCUUCACCUAUGGACGGUGAUGGCCAUGGAAGUCACACUGCAGCAAUUGCGGCUGGAAAUAACGGGAUCCCAGUGCGAGUUCAUGGAUAUGAAUUCGGAAAAGCAAGCGGAAUGGCUCCUCGUGCCAGGAUUGCUGUGUACAAGGCCCUCUAUCGGCUCUUUGGAGGAUUUGUUGCUGAUGUCGUUGCCGCCAUCGAGCAGGCGGUUCAUGAUGGUGUUGACAUCUUGAAUCUCUCAGUGGGGCCCAACAGUCCUCCGGCCACCACGAGAACCACAUUUUUGAACCCGUUUGAUGCUACGCUUCUAUCCGCUGUAAAAGCCGGAGUCUUUGUUGCACAAGCAGCCGGAAAUGGAGGACCUUUCACCAAAUCUUUAGUGUCUUAUAGUCCAUGGAUCGUAUCUGUAGCUGCUGCUGUUGAUGAUCGGCGAUAUAAAAACCAUCUGACACUUGGAAACGGCAAGAUCCUAGCUGGACAUGGCUUGUCACCUGCUACGAGUUUGAAUCAGAAGUAUACCCUGGUUGCAGCUAAUGAUGUUGUGUUGGAUUCUUCGGUUAUGAAGUUUAGUCCUACCGAUUGCCAGAGGCCGGAAGUUUUGAACAAAAAUAUGGUGAAAGGGAACAUUCUUCUCUGUGGUUAUUCUUUCAAUUUCGUUAUUGGUAUGGCAUCAGUUAAAAAAGUCGCUGAAACCGCAAGGAGUCUUGGUGCGAUUGGCUUUGUGCUUGCUGUUGAAUACGUUUCAGCGGGAACCAAAUUCGAUCCGGUACCGACUGGCAUGCCCGGGAUUCUCAUUACAGACGUUAGCAAGUCAAAGGAACUUAUUGACUAUUACAAAGCCUCGACUUCACGGGACUGGACUGGACGAGUGAAAAGUUUCAAAGCCACGGGAAUAAUCGGAGAAGGCUUGGAGCCUAUACUUCACAAAUCGGCACCAAUAGUUGCAUUGUUCUCCGCCCGUGGGCCAAAUAUAAAAGAUUACAGCUUUCGUGAUGCGGAUCUUCUAAAACCCGAUAUUCUAGCACCCGGUGCUUUAAUUUGGGCUUCUUGGUCUCCUAAUGGCACAGAUGAGGUUAAUUACUUAGGAGAGAACUUUGCGAUGAUCUCUGGAACAAGCAUGGCUGCACCGCAUAUAUCAGGAAUAGCGGCUCUUAUAAAGCAAAAACAUCCUCGCUGGAGCCCCGCGGCAAUCAAGUCUGCCUUGAUGACGACCUCAAACACACUGGACCGAGCCGAGAAACCGAUACUAGCGGAACAAUAUUCAGGGUCGGAAACAUUGAUGUUUGUCCCAGCAACGCCUUUUGAUUAUGGCAGUGGCCACGUUAAUCCCCGAGCUGCUCUGGACCCAGGUCUCAUCUUUGAUGCAGGCUACGAAGACUAUCUGGGAUUCUUGUGCACAACGCCCGGAAUCAACUAUCACGAACUACUUAACUUUACUCACCGACCCUGUAACUACACCAUUGGCCACCCAUACAAUCUGAACUCCCCUUCCAUCACCGUCUCUCAUCUCGUCAGAACUCAAACCAUAAGCCGAACAGUCACAAAUGUGAACGAAGAAGAAACGUAUACAAUCACUGCAAGAAUGGCACCGGCCAUAGCCAUUGAAACAAGCCCGCCGGCCAUGACCCUGAGACCAGGUGCGUCGCAUAGGUUCACCGUGACUCUAACGGUUCAGUCACUGACCGGAACUUACAGUUUCGGAGAGGUUUUGUUGAAGGGAAGCAGAAGGCACAAGGUGCGGAUACCGGUUGUAGCCAUGGGCUAUGAUCGGUAGGCUGGAUUGGUUCGAUGGUAUUCUUUUGUAAAACGGUAUGAAAAUAAGAUUAUAGAAAAUGGUAGGUGUAUUUAUAUGGGAAGAGAUGUAAAGAGAGUAGUAUAAGGAGAAAGAUUCUUGAGGGUCCAUUUA